Cladocopium goreaui is the source of this 2268-nucleotide messenger RNA. NCBI's taxonomy places the organism in Eukaryota, Dinophyceae, Suessiales, Symbiodiniaceae. The record is from the annotation of a GenBank genome assembly.
AUGAGCAAGCGCAGGUUUGAAGGAUCAAUGAUGACAGGUUCAGUUGUAGAUACUCCAGGCCCUAAGAUCUUGAAGGAUGAUGGAUUGGUCUACACAAUCCUCAUGUGCCUGAGCCUGUCGGAAGUACGAAAGUUGUGGCGUUUGCGGCGCACCUUUUUUAAAGUGCUGAAGGACAAGGUUGUGCCGUUACUAGCCCUUGCCGAGAGAGAUUGGAGCAUCGUCCGAGUCUUUCUGGACUCUGGAGCUUUCCAGUACAACUUGGACUCGGUCUUCACCGAGGCCGUUCUAGAGAGCGACUUCAAGGGCCUUAGACUAUUGGCUGAGAGGAGAUAUUCCUUUGCAGCCUUCCGCCACCAAGCCAACUCGCGGGACGUGCAGCGCUUGACGUCUUUCGUGCGGAAGGCAUUGAAGAAGGGCUAUGUGGACAAGCUCUCCUUGCUGAGAUCGCUUCACUACGAUUUACAGCAGGAUCUGCAGGAGUCAGCUGCAAUUACUGGGGGAAUUGCGGAGCAGCUCCAAAGUGAAGGGUCCAUCACCGUGGACUUUUUGGGCUCCAGAAACACGUUUCGCUUCAGCAUGCUGGAGUUGGCGACCAGCAAUUAUGCUGAGCAGAAGAUCCAGGAUCUCUGCAAACUUCGAAUCUUCUUGUACAAAGUGCCUUUUGUCUUGUCCUCUUUUUUGAAGGCCGGUGCCUGCACCAACUCCUUCAUGCAGCUUGAGACUUGCGGGUACCUGCUGCUCUUGGCCUUAGCUGCCGAAUCCUUCAACUUUGUCUAUCUUUUGAUUCAGGAGGCGGUGAACGUGCAGCAGGUGCUCGAAUCGUACAGUUCCGAGCUCCUGCUGAUGGUAAGUAAGGCUAUGGGUACCCGGCCCGGUGUUUUGGACUUACUGCACUUUUGUGGCUACCAACUACCGGAGGAGCAGCAGCAGUUUGAUGCAGAGGUUUUGGCCAGCGUGCGUUCGCAGGACUUCGCCACAGUGGAACGGAUGUCGAAGCUGGGCUUCUCCCUCCACGACUUUGCGGGGCGGCAGCAGGUUGAGUUGAGCCCCCUGCUGCAGAAGGGCUUGGAGGACUUGUGCGAGUCCGCAGUGGUUAGUGAGGAAGAGGGACUCGACGCUGGAAAGGACAGCAGUGAAGGUGUGAAAUCCCCGACCUCCGCCAUCCGACGUUUGGCCCAGAUCGAUCGGCGCAUGUUGGAGCGCCACUUUCAGAGUAGCGAGUUCUUGGAAUUUGCGCAUACAUUGAUGUCCAGCAAAGAUUUCAUCAAGAUGCGACAAUUAGUGGAGGUUCAUCCCUACACCUUCAGACCUUACUUCGAGAAGAAUUACAAAGCCAUGGAGGAGCUUCUCUUGGAUGCGUUCUGCCGUCGGCAGAUCGCUCUGAUUGUGGACUUGACCUCCUUGCGUUUGCCGAUCGCUCCCUUCUUGCAGAGCCAUCAGGAACAACUGGAUAUAGUGCUACGAGAGUCCUGGUUUGCUUCCAAGGCUUGGACAGAGCUAGUGAUGCUUCGCUUGGAGGUGAAGGACUUCGACUUCGGCGCCUUCUUCCAGCGAACCUGUGAAGAGAUCGAUUUCGCCGUCAUGGGCAUCAUCCAGGAUGGAUAUUGGUUCGACUUGCACAAAUUGGCGCAGCUGGAUUUUGACUUUGACAAGUUCUUUGACCGGCGCUUUGCUGAGGUCUCCAAAGCCGUGAUGCAGUUCAUGACCAUGCCCCAUCCACACUUCGUGCUCUUACGCGAGCUCUCAGCCCUCAGAUUCCCCUGGGAUCGUUUCAUGGAGGAACAUGGCAAUUGCGUUUUGUCCUCAAAGGUGGCCGGCAAAGAGGUCCUGAGCUCCGGCGUGCAUUGCUGGGAGGUGGAAGUGACCUCUGGCGCAACGGCCAACAACAACCGCGACAUCUACAUCGGUGUGGCAGUGCCGGGCUGUGACGUUGAGAAGGGCGAGCAUCAUGAGAAGGGCAAAGCUUGGUAUCUCCGUACGCAUGAUGGUAACACCUAUGGCAGCAACGUGGAGAACGAAGAUGCGGCGAAGAAGGGCAAACUCUUCGUGCCCGGAGAUCGGGUGGGGCUAAGGCUCGACUGCAAUGAUGGCUCCCUGCGCUUCUACAGAAAUGGCGAACCCUUUGGAGACCAGUUCCCCCCUGGCAGCAUCACUUCGCCAGUGGUCCGCGCCGUUGAGCUGAAAUGUCAAGGCCAAUCUGUGACGCUGCUGCCAGAAGGAAAGGUCCCUCAGUCUGUGACACUGCUGCCAGAAGUGCAGGGUGCAUGA